Molecule: messenger RNA, 2861 nt
Organism: Leguminivora glycinivorella
Lineage: Eukaryota; Metazoa; Arthropoda; Insecta; Lepidoptera; Tortricidae
Gene: Ssrp
Product: FACT complex subunit Ssrp1
Exons: 13
Coding region: 101-2272 (723 amino acids)
Cellular component (GO): nucleus; FACT complex
Molecular function (GO): histone binding; DNA binding; nucleosome binding
Source: RefSeq, a predicted model, not a curated record
UCGUGCUGUGCUAUUGCCGCCUGUUAAAAUUUUGUUUGGUGCACGUUUAUCUAACAAGCGGCGUGGUUUCAAGUGAUUUUAUCCCAUAUUAAGGUUUAAAAUGGAAUUCUUAGAAUAUAAUGAUGUCUCUGCAGAGAUCAAAGGAGCUAUGGUGCCAGGGCGUUUAAAAAUGACUGAUCAGAAUAUUAUAUUCAAGAACAGCAAGACUGGAAAAGUGGAACAAAUAUCGUCUAACGACAUUGAACUAGUGAAUUUCCAGAAAUUCGUAGGAUCUUGGGGCCUGAGAAUAUUCAUGAAAAAUGGUACACUGCACAGAUACGGAGGCUUCAGGGAGGGGGAACAAGAGAAAGUAGCCAAGUUCUUCAAAUCAAACUACAACAAGGACAUGCUGGAGAAGGAGCUAUCCCUCAAAGGCUGGAACUGGGGCACGGCCAAGUUCAACGGAGCAGUGCUCAGCUUCAAUGUGGGGUCUAAUACAGCCUUUGAAAUCCCGUUGCAUUAUGUGUCGCAGUGUAAUACGGGGAAGAAUGAAGUUACACUUGAGUUUCAUCAGAAUGACGACACACCAGCAUCCCUAAUGGAGAUUCGUUUCCACAUCCCAACCAGUGAGUUAGCGGGCGACAUGGAUGCCGUAGAGGCCUUCCACCAGCAGGUCAUGAACAAGGCCAGCGUUAUCUCCGUCUCCGGUGAUGCUAUCGCCAUCUUCAGAGAGUUACAGUGUCUUACACCUAGAGGUCGUUACGACAUCAAAGUGUUCCAAACCUUCUUCCAACUGCACGGUAAAACAUUCGACUACAAGAUCCCCAUGUCCACGGUCCUGCGGCUAUUCCUGUUACCACACAAGGACACUCGGCAGAUGUUCUUCGUGGUGUCGCUGGACCCGCCCAUCAAACAGGGCCAGACCAGAUACCAUUACUUGGUGCUGCUGUUCGGGAUUGAAGAGGAAACGAGUCUGGAGCUACCUUUUACUGAAGAGGAGCUGAAAGAAAAAUAUGAAGACAAAAUCACAAAAGAGCUCUCGGGUCCGACAUAUGAAGUGCUGGCGAAAAUUAUGAAGGUCAUCAUAAACAGGAGAGUCACCGGCCCUGGAGAUUUCUUAGGGCACCACAAAACUCCAGCAAUCGCGUGUUCAUACAAAGCGGCUGCCGGCUACCUGUACCCACUGGAAAAAGGUUUCAUCUACGUCCACAAACCACCAGUCCACAUUCGUUUCGAGGAGAUAGCUUCAGUCAACUUCGCCAGAGGUGGCGCCUCUUCCACCAAGUCGUUCGAUUUCGAGAUCGAGUUGAAAUCCGGUAGCGUGCACACGUUCAGCAGCAUAGAGAAGGGCGAGUACGACAAACUGUUCGACUACAUCACCUCCAAGAAGUUACACGUCAAGAACACUGGCAAGAACGACAAAGCUCUCUACGACGACGAUUUCGGCGACUCAGAUACAGAGAAAGAGCCCGACGCGUACCUCGCGCGCGUCAAGGCCGAGGCCAAGGAACGGGACAGCGACGACAGUGACGAUGAGAGCACGGAUGAAGACUUCAACCCCGACAAGGCUAAAGAGAGUGACGUUGCUGAAGAAUACGAUACAAACCCAUCGUCGUCAGAAGAUUCAGAUGCGUCCAACGCGUCCGGCGCGGGCGACGAUAAAAAAGAGAAGAAGAAGGAAAAAAAACCCAAAAAGGCUAUCACUAUUUCCGAAGCACCCCGCAAACGCAAAGACAAGACCAAAAAGGAAAAAGACGUGAACGCGCCCAAACGUCCCGCGACGGCCUUCAUGCUGUGGCUGAACGAGAACCGCAAGAAGAUCACCGAGGAGAACCCCGGCAUCAAGGUCACGGAGAUCGCCAAGAAGGGCGGAGAGCUGUGGCGAGACCUCAAGGAGAAGUCUGAAUGGGAAGAGAAAGCCGGCAAAGCGAAAGAAGAAUACAACGCGGCCAUGAAGAAAUACAAAGACAGUGGCGCCGCCGACGAGUUCAAACAGAAGAAAAAACAAGCUGCCAAAGAGGCCAAAGCCGCCGAAAGGAAAAGCAAAGCUCCGGCCAAGAAGAGUAAGAAUACUAGUGCUGGGUCCGGCUCAGGGAAGUUCACGAGUAAGGAGUAUAUCGAGGAUGAUGACAGCUCGUCAGACUCCGAUAGUGAUAAGAAGAAGAAGAAGGAUACUAAAGAUAGCAAAGACACAAAGAAAGAGAAGGCGAAAGCGAAGAGUUCUUCAGAAUCGGAGGCCGAGGCGUCCGCCUCCGGGUCAGGCUCCGGCGACAGCGGUAGCGGGAGCGAUUAGUGCACCACCAUACAUUCACAUACUAUGCGGACCGAUUAGUGCACUACCAUAUAUUUACAUACUAUACAACCCUUUGAUUAAUGAUGUUCUCAAGCAAAAUGUAUUUAUCACAUUGUCAUUUACCAAUUGCACGUAAUUUCGUCAUAUCUUUAUAGGCGUAACGUGUCACAUCAGAGACUCCCUAAGGCAAAGCCAUAUAGGUGGCUUUAGCCUUGAGAACGCCACGUAAGAAAACCGUCAUUUUCAAAUAAGAACUGAAUAGGUAAAAGUUUGAGAACCCAGUAAGCAAACUUGAAGUUUCAACACUUAUACGUAUAAUACUUUGUAUGUAUUCUUUCCACGCCCAUUUGAAAAAACUUUGACAACAUACCAUAUAUUGCUCAACUUUUUUGUAAAGGAGUGUAUUAAAAACUGUAAAAACAUUACAGUUACUGAAACUUUAGAAUUAUUAUGUUUACAAUUUCUUAAUAGGUGGGUUAUUUCUUGAUAAUUGUUUCGUUUUAUACAUGCUAGUUAGGCUGAUAUCAUUCAGGCUGGUUACCUUAAUCCAUAUAUGCCCAUAGGGUCGUUUUCGACCCACUGCUGAAAA